Messenger RNA from Helicoverpa armigera (cotton bollworm), 1446 nucleotides. RefSeq names its product aprataxin and PNK-like factor. NCBI's taxonomy places the organism in Eukaryota, Metazoa, Arthropoda, Insecta, Lepidoptera, Noctuidae. The record is from RefSeq and is a predicted model, not a curated record. Gene Ontology annotation, molecular function: 3'-5' exonuclease activity; DNA-(apurinic or apyrimidinic site) endonuclease activity; protein binding. The transcript has 7 exons. Gene Ontology annotation, cellular component: site of double-strand break; nucleus. The coding region runs from base 105 to 1400 and encodes 431 amino acids. Gene Ontology annotation, biological process: double-strand break repair.
GUCAAACUUGAGAGUUGUUUUUGUGUUUAUUCUGUCAAAAUUCCAAUGCCGCUGGAUUCUGUACACAUUUUAAUUAUUUUAUUAUUGAGGCAUAAAUAUUAAUAAUGGUUUUCAAAUUAGUGCGAAUUGAUUCGCCUUCGCCUUGUAAAAUACCACUGGCGAUCGGGACACACGUGAUUGGGAGAGGGAAGUUUCUUCACAAUGACGACACAGAUAAGAGAGUUUCACGAAACCAUGCCGAACUGGAAGUGACCACUGAUUCAGUAAACUUAAAAUCGUUACACCAAAAUCCAUGUUUCUACAUAAAGAAGAGUGUAGAAACCCACUUAUUACAGCAAGACAGCACAGUUCUCUUAUGCCAUGGGGACAAAUUCGGCCUCUUACCAGACCACUUUUGGUACGAAGUCCUACAUUGUCCUGAUCCAGAUACUCCAAGCCCGGCUACCCCUGACACAACAGACAAGGAUAUACAUAAUGGAGAAGAAGCGGUAAUAAAUUGGAAUGAAGAAGUUGAGGAACAAGAUAAUGUGCCCCCAGAAAAUGGUUCAACUGCUGAAGAAGAAGUUUUACGUUUUAGUGAAGAACAACCACUAGUCUUUGAGCAGAACUCUGAAGAAGUUAAUGGUACCAGAUCAGCUUCACCUUCAUUGUUGAUUGCCCCAGAACCAGAUCAGCCAACAGACGUCCCAACAACUUCCAACCUACCUGAUAUAGCUCCACCUACUCCCGACUUGCCUGAUUCCACUGACACAGAAGACUAUAAAGUACCAAUCAACCUGCCUGCUGUGGGAACAAGGUCCCCGGCUAAAAGAGACCACAGUCCCAAUGAUACCAGUCCUGUGGAUUUGAAGAGAGUGAAGAAUGAACGAGUUAGUGAUGGCGAUGCGGCAGGACCGAGUAAUGACCAACCUUCAUCAAACACAGACACGAAACCUAACGUGGCGUCGCCAGCACAACCAAAACCACGGUUAAGAGAACGAUGUUUAUAUGGAGAGAACUGUUAUCGACGGAACCCGCAGCACUUGUCCGAGUUCUCGCACCCUCGCGACGCGGACUGGGGCGCGGGCUCGCGCGGCACGUGUCCGUACGGCGCCGCGUGCCGCCGCCGCGACCCGCGCCACUGGGCCGCGCACGACCACCCGCCCGGCACGCAGCCGCCGCACGCCCGACCAGGUAAUAAACGGAAAAGGAGGCAAAGACAAGAUUCUGUGUCUGAUGACGAAGAAAGACUUGAUAAUCUUAUUGUGACUGGGAAGAGAGUAAGGAAGCCCAUUCAAAGGGCGAGUUGGAGCAGCGCGGAGUCGGCUAGCGACGAAGAUCCAUACAAAACAGAUGAGUCUGAUGAAUGGCAGCCUGACAGUAAUGUGACGAACAGCCAAGAUUAUUCACAGGAUUUAUAACAGAUGCAACCAUGAAGUGAAUCAAUUACAGUUAUUUUUUCAAAGA